Molecule: messenger RNA, 2042 nt
Organism: Sinocyclocheilus anshuiensis
Lineage: Eukaryota; Metazoa; Chordata; Actinopteri; Cypriniformes; Cyprinidae
Gene: mkrn2
Product: makorin, ring finger protein, 2
Exons: 8
Coding region: 78-1289 (403 amino acids)
Biological process (GO): protein polyubiquitination
Molecular function (GO): metal ion binding; ubiquitin protein ligase activity
Source: RefSeq, a predicted model, not a curated record
GAUAUUUUCAGGUUGCACAAACCCGUGGAGACAGUAACAUUUCACAGAAAAACAUCACAUUGGUAGCCGGAUAAAACAUGUCAACGAGACAGGUGACCUGCAGGUAUUUUCUGCACGGGGUUUGUCGGGAGGGCAGCAGGUGCAUGUUCUCUCAUGAUCUGGCCACAAGCAGACCUUCAACCAUCUGUAAAUACUACCAGAGAGGAGUGUGUGCGUAUGGAGACAGAUGCAGAUAUGAUCACAUCAGGCCUGUCAGCCGUGGCAGCGGCCCAUCGGCGGAGCAGCCGAACAGAAGCAGCAGCGCAGGAGCGUCGGCCCCGGGACCCGGACCCCCGUCAAACACAAGCAAACAUGCCAAAAAACCUCUGGUGCUGAGAGACAAAGCGCUGGGCUCUGACAGCAGAGCGGGGCCCGGUGUGAGGGACUGCUGGCACGACGGCGCUCACGGCAAACCUCACUCUUACCUGGAUGCCAUCCGCUCUGGCCUGGAGAGUUCGGCCGACCCGUGUCCCGACCUGGGCCAGCAGCCGCAGCUCUGCCCGUACAUGGCGGCGGGACCGUGUCACUACGGCGACAGCUGCCCCUAUCUCCACGGCGAUCUGUGUGAAAUAUGUCGGCUGCAGGUUUUGCAUCCGCACGACCCUGAACAAAGAGCAGCGCACGAGAAGAUGUGCAUGACGGCCUUCGAGCUGGACAUGGAGAGAGCGUUUGCAGUGCAGCAGAGUCAGGACAAGCAGUGUAAGAUCUGUCUGGAUGUGGUGUAUGAGAAGUCGUCUCCGUCGGAGCGGCGCUUCGGCAUCCUCUCCAGCUGCUGCCACUCGUACUGCUUGAGCUGCAUCCGGCAGUGGCGCUGCGCCGAGCAGUUCCAGAACCAGAUCCGCAAGUCCUGUCCCGAGUGCCGCGUGGUGUCGGAGUUCGUCAUACCCAGCGUGUACUGGGUGGAAGACCAGGAGGAGAAGAACCGUCUCAUUGAGGAGUUCAAGUCUGGAGUCAGUAAGAAGCCCUGUAAAUACUUCGACCAGGGCAGAGGAACGUGUCCGUUUGGAGGGAAGUGUUUCUACAUGCAUGCGUACGCUGACGGGACACGAGCAGAACCAGACAAACCCCGCAAACAGCUGAGCGCAGAGGGGAACGUGCGGUUUCUGAACUCGGUGCGUCUGUGGGACUUCAUCGAGGAGCGCGAGCAUCGCGGGACGCCGCAGGACGAGGACGAGGUCAAUGAACUGGGCGAGCUCUUCAUGCAGCUGUCGGGAGCCGGAGACCAGAGCGGCACGUCAGCGGCACACUGAUCACGUGACGCACUCACCUUAAAACAUCCGGCCAAUACAUGUGUAUCAACAGGUGAUCGACGAUUACAUUUGACAGGUGCUAUGUUUCUGUGCUGAAGCAUAAAGUACAUCCACAUGAGUAUGAAAUUAAAGCACCUUUGUGGUAUCUGUAGGCUGCGAUAUUCUCCUGACCUGCUUUGGGAUUUUGCCAGAUUUUUAACGUAAAGUCCAAAGACGAAUGUAUAAAAACAUAACUAAAAUCUCUCUGGCACAUUUUCAAAUGCACUCCAGUACUGUAUGAAGUGUAUUACAGAAAUACUGUUUAGUGUGUAAAAAAAAAAAAAAAAUGAAAUGAAUAGAUAGUAAUUGUUGCACCUAGUUCAGAUAACAUAUUCAUAACUUUAUAACUUUUGGGCAUCAUGCAAUAUUGCUGUGGUUAAAAAAGUAGCCAUUGACUGUCAGCAGUGAAUGGAGCGUUUGGAUUAUAGUUCCUUCACGUUGGACUCGGCUGAUAUCAUAGUGCUGCACUCACUCAUCUGGUUCACUCUUGAAUCUGAUCAUGGGUUAUUAUUCUGAAUUGUAUUGUUGAGUGACACUGGAACGAGUGUAAUAAACCGUUUAGUGACCGAGUGGCCUGUGUGUCUUUGAAACAAUCGCUUGAUCACAGUAAUUGCACAAAUACACUGCACCUUUAUACAAUUAUUAUGCUAAUAACGAGAUUAAUAAUGAGCUCUCACUAAUAUGGUGCACAAUAGGACUAAAACUCUUAUUUCC